CACCUCACAGCCUGCCGGAGGCCAGCAACUUCCACCCCAGACAUGGGGUCCUUAGGUCAAUGUCAGCCUCAAGACUCCCUAGAGCUUGAGUUGGUCUGAAAGCUACCUUCAAGCCUCUUAGCAACCAUCUUUUUCCUUCAAGGUGACGGAGACGUUGUAAAUAAUAUGUAUGAGCCCGACCCGGACCUGCUGGCCAGCCAGAGUGCUGAGGAAGAGACUGAGGACAGCAUCCUGUCCCCCAUCCCCAUGGGGCCACCGUCCCCCUUCCCCACCAGUGAGGACUUCACCCCCAAGGAAGGCUCGCCCUAUGAGGCCCCUGUCUACAUUCCUGAAGACAUUCCUGUCCCGCCAGACUUGGAGCUGCGCGAGUCCUCCAUCCCUGGGGCGGGCCUGGGGAUCUGGGCCAAGCGGAAGAUGGAAGUUGGGGAGAGGUUCGGCCCCUACGUGCUGGCGCCCCGGGCCGUGCUGAAGGAGGCCAACUUCGGAUGGGAGCCCAUGCUGAUGGCCAUGGAGGUGUCCUCCCGGGAAGGCUGCAGCAAGAAGAUCUCCGAGGACUUGGGCAGCGAGAAGUUCUGUGUGGAUGCCACCCAGGCGGGGGCUGGUAGCUGGCUGAAAUACAUCCGAGUGGCAUGCUCCUGUGAUGACCAAAACCUCACCAUGUGCCAGAUCAACGAGCAGAUUUACUACAAAGUCAUUAAGGACAUUGAGCCAGGGGAGGAGCUGCUGGUGCACGUGAAGGAAGGCGCCUACUCCCUGCGCGCAGUACCACCCAGCCUGGAUGAGGAGCCCACGUUCCGCUGUGAGGAGUGCGACGAGCUCUUCCAGUGCAAGCUGGACCUGAGGCAUCACAAGAAGUACGCCUGUGGCUCAGCGGGGGCCGUGCUGUACGAGAGCCUGGGGGACGAGCUCAAGCCCGAGGGCCUCGGCGGGGGCAGCGAUGGGCAGGCCCAUGAGUGCAAGGACUGCGAGCGAAUGUUCCCCAACAAGUACAGCUUGGAGCAGCACAUGAUCGUCCACACGGAGGAGCGGGAGUACAAGUGUGACCAGUGUCCCAAGGCCUUCAACUGGAAAUCCAACCUCAUCCGUCACCAGAUGUCCCACGACAGCGGCAAGCGCUUCGAAUGUGAAAACUGCGUGAAGGUGUUCACGGACCCCAGCAACCUACAGCGGCACAUCCGCUCACAGCACGUCGGCGCUCGGGCCCACGCCUGCCCCGACUGCGGCAAGACCUUCGCCACAUCCUCUGGCCUCAAGCAGCACAAGCACAUCCACAGCACGGUCAAGCCUUUCAUAUGUGAGGUCUGCCACAAGUCCUACACGCAGUUCUCCAACCUGUGCCGGCACAAGCGGAUGCAUGCUGACUGCCGCACCCAGAUCAAGUGCAAGGACUGCGGACAGAUGUUCAGCACUACCUCGUCGCUCAACAAGCACCGGCGCUUCUGCGAGGGCAAGAACCAUUACACGCCAGGCGGCCUCUUCACCCCGGGCCUGCCCUUGACUCCCAGCCCCAUGAUGGACAAAGCCAAGCCCUCCCCCGGCCUCAGCCACGCCAGCCUGGGCUUUAGCGAGUACUUCCCGGCCCGGCCACAGCCCGGUAGCCUGCCUUUCUCCGCUGCCCCGCCAGCCUUCCCUGCACUCACCCCCGGUUUCCCUGGCAUCUUCCCUCCGUCCCUGUACCCCCGGCCGCCUCUGCUACCUCCCACGCCACUGCUCAAGAGCCCCCUGAACCACACCCAGGACGCCAAGCUGCCCAGCCCCCUAGGCAACCCGGCCCUGCCCCUCCUGUCCGCGGUCAGCAACAGCAGCCAGGGUGGCACAGCAGCCACGGGGCUGGAGGAGAAGUUCGAGAGCCGCCUGGAGGACAUGUUCGCAGACCAGGUCAAGGCCCGGAGCCCUGACAUGUCCGACGGCAGUGACUUCGAGGACAUCAACACCACCACAGGCACCGACCUCGACACCACCACGGGGACGGGCUCCGACCUGGACAGCGACAUGGACAGCGACCGUGACAAGGGCAAGGACAAGGGCAAGCCAGCCGAGGGCAAGCCCGAGUUCGGGGCUGGCUCCACGCACCCUGGGGCUGCCAGCGGUGCAGCGGAGGUGCCGGUCUUCUACUCCCAGCACUCCUUCUUCCCGCCGCCCGAGGGGCAGCUGCUGGCCGCCCCAGGUACCCCUGGAGACUCCAUCAAGGCCAUUGCAUCCAUCGCCGAGAAGUACUUCGGGCCUGGUUUUGUGGGCGUUCAGGAGAAGAAGCUGGGCUCGAUGCCCUACCACUCCGUCUUCCCCUUCCAGCUCCUGCCGCACUUCCCACACUCCCUCUAUUCCUUCACGGACCGUGCCCUUGCCCACAACCUGCUGGUCAAGGCUGAGCCCAAGUCCCCACGGGACGCCCUCAAGGCGGGUGGCCCCAGCGCCGAGUGUCCCUUCGACCUCACCACCAAGCCCAAAGAGGCGACGCCCAUCUUGCCGGUGCCCAAGGUGCCCUCCGGCCCUGUGUCUGGUGAGGAGCAGCCACUGGACCUGAGCAUUGGCAGCCGGGCCCGCGCCAGUCAGAAUGGCGGCGGUCGGGAGCCCCGCAAGAACCACGUGUAUGGCGAGCGGAAGCCAGGGCCUGGCGAGGCACUGCCCAAGGUGUGCCAGGCGCAGCUGCCGCAGCAGCCGUCCCUGCACUAUGCCAAGCCCUCGCCCUUCUUCAUGGAUCCCAUCUACAGCAGGGUAGAAAAGCGGAAGGUGACAGACCCGGUGGGCGUCCUGAAGGAGAAGUACCUACGGCCAUCCCCACUGCUCUUCCACCCUCAGCAGAUGUCAGCCAUCGAGACCAUGACAGAGAAGCUGGAAAGCUUCGCAGCCAUGAAAGCUGACUCGGGUGGCUCCCUGCAGCCCCUGCCCCACCACCCCUUCAGCUUCCGGUCUCCACCCUCGACGCUCUCAGACCCCAUCCUCAGGAAGGGCAAGGAGCGGUACACAUGCAGGUACUGUGGCAAGAUCUUCCCCAGAUCGGCAAACCUCACCAGACACCUGAGGACGCACACCGGGGAGCAGCCAUACAGGUGCAAAUACUGCGACCGCUCCUUCAGCAUCUCCUCCAACCUGCAGCGGCAUGUGCGCAACAUCCACAACAAGGAGAAGCCCUUCAAGUGCCACCUGUGCAACCGCUGCUUCGGCCAGCAGACCAACCUGGACCGGCACCUCAAGAAGCACGAACACGAGGGCGCACCAGUGGGCCAGCACGCUGGGGUCCUCGCCAACCACCUGGGCACCAGCGCCUCCUCCCCCACCUCCGAGUCAGACAACCACGCACUUUUAGAUGAGAAGGAAGACUCCUAUUUCUCUGAGAUCAGAAACUUCAUCGCCAACAGCGAGAUAAACCAGGCAUCAACGCGGACAGACAAACGGCCAGAGAUCCAGGAGCUGGACGGCGACCCCCAGUGUCCGGGCCUGGCCAGCGAGAAGCCAGAGGAUGUGGAGGAGGAGGAGGAGGAGGACCUGGAGGAGGAUGAGGAGGACAGCCUGGCAGGGAAGUCCCAGGAUGAGGCGGUGUCCCCUGUCCCCGAGCCCCAGGGCGUCUAUGAAGAUGAAGAGGAUGAGGAGCCACCCACCACCCUGGCCGUGGGCUUCGACCACACCCGAAGGUGUGUUGAGGAGCAAGAAGGCGGUCUGUUAGCCUUGGAGCCCACGCCGACCUUUGGGAAGGGGCUGGACCUCCGCAGAGCAGCUGAGGAAGCAUUUGAAGUUAAAGAUGUGCUUAAUUCCACCUUAGAUUCUGAGGCUUUAAAACAGACCCUGUACAGGCAGGCUAAGAACCAGGCAUAUGCAAUGAUGCUGUCCCUCUCUGAGGACACGCCCCUCCACGCCCCCGCCCAGAGCUCGCUGGGCGCUUGGCUGAACAUAACAGGAGCCACGUCAGAGUCUGGAGCCUUCAACCCCAUCAACCACCUCUGAGGGGCUGGGCCCAGAGGCCAGAGCCAGAGCAUCUGCCGCGGGGCAGAGGGAGGCCGCGGCACCCCAUCCUCCAUGGCCCGGCACCGACUUCCCCUGUGAAAACUGAAAAUCCAGCAGCCCCUAAGCAGUGGCUGAGCUCCCCUGUCUUCAAGGGCCAGUCGCGAGGACACCGUUCCAUGAAGACCCCGUCAUGGGGGCUGCCUGGAGGACCCACGCCCGGCGAGCAUGACAUCUCAGUCCACACCGGCCACCUCCGGGCACCUGCACGGCUGGAGGAGGGACAGAGGACGUGGAUGUGCGCUGGGGACGGAUAUCUCUCUUGCCAGCGCUUUUCAUAAUGAAAGUGACAGGAAUAACCCUUUUGGUAAUUGUAUUGACUACAGAGUCUAUUUAAGCAUGUGGGUUUUAAAAAUAGACAGUAUUUUUUAAAAAUCAAAAAAAUGACUUGCAAAUUGUUUUUUAAAAGUAAUUUUGCAUUGCUUUGAAAUUUCAGCUUAUUUGCAAAUCCAAACCUGCCUGGGCGGCCACACCAGGCUCGGGCGUGUCCUUUAUACUGUAGAUAAUGGAGAAUUUUCUAUUUCUGAUCCUAUUUGUACAAGCCAAGGUGAUUCUGGGUGCCCUGGAACCGAAUGAGGGCCAUGGAGCUGCUCUAUGGAACAGCGGGUGGACUCUGCCAGGAACUUUUAGGCGCCCCCGUGUGGCCUGCGGAGGGACCCACAGGCCCCACCCAAGACCCCCAGUUCUAUGGAGACCUUAGGAGUUGGGGGCCUCGGAUCCUCCAUGCAGAAGUGUGGCCAGGUGCCUGGUGGCCCUUCCAGUCCCAUCUGUACCCCAGCCGUCCCCAGGCUGGGCCUGGCCUCUGCUCUCCUGAGGGCAGAACUGGAGGGCCACUGUCUGGCCUCCAGCCUCCCACCCGCAGCGGACCCCUGGCCACUGGGAGCCCUCCCCGCAGCCACUCGGCUCCAGGAUGCCAAGCGCUACUGUGCCUAAAACUCCGGAUCAACCACGCGGCCACUGCCUCCGCUCUCUGUGCAGGUUCUUGGCAGGCCAAAGUCGAGGACGGAAGGGUCCUGGGACCUGGUGCAGAGGGCGGAGAGGACACAGCCCUAGGGAUUCCUGCUUUCUCCCUCUGGAUGUGUCUGCUUCUCCUUUUGGAUGGGCUUUAAAUUAUCCCCAUAGGGGCCAACUUCAAAUAAUAAUUUCUUUUCCCUGUUGGAAUUUACCUUAAUCUGUAUAUAACUUGUAAUUUUUCUAAUUCAUUUCUUUCUUAUUUUAUUUCUUCCUUAACAGUAUUUUUGGCAUUAGACAUUCUUAUUGUGAAGAAAUAAUGUUAAUAUAAGUAUCUAGUGAAGGACCAAAACCAUGUGAUAAGGUGUGUUGUGUGAGCAUAACCAGGGAGUGGGGCGGUUUUUAAUGUGCCAAAUACCCCCGCGUGUCCCCACGAGUCCUGCUGUCACCGCUGCCCACUUAUCAGACAAUCAUAUUUUUUUGUUAAAUUUGAGUUUCAGUCGCAUUUGCAUUUAAGACAGGUAUUCUAUUUAUUUUAUUGUUUGGAAAAGAAAAGAAAUGAGUGUCCCAAGAAGAAGAGAAGAAAAAGAUCGCCUGAGUUGCCCUUUAAGAAAGAAGAGCAGAAAUGCAAAGUACAUGAAGCAAGCCACGUUUGUGUGGGUUUGGGUCACGCUGUGGACAUCCGUCGACGCGUGUCCGAGGGGCAACAGGGCGUGUCCGAGAGGACUUGUCCCAUGCAUGUCCCAGGCACUCUGGGCCACAGACAGUCUACUGCGUUGGCGCCGGGCUGCACCAGCUGGCCCUGGAGGCUCGAGAUGGGUUUGCCAUGGACCACACAGACCCAAAGAUCAUGGGGAUUUUGCUAAAUCCAAGCAGCGUGGCAAGAUGGAGAGUCACCUGUGCGUGCGCAGACUGGAAAGGCCCACAGAGCAGCUGGCUGCUGCGCUCCAUCGGGAUUUCUGAGCACGAGCUCAUCCAGGCCUGCCAGGUACCGGCAUAGGAAUUUGCAAUUUCCUCUUAACCUAGAUGGGAUCCCUGUAAAACUCCAGCCUCACAUACAAACACCCCAUUUCUGUAAACCCAAAUUAUAUAAUUUCUUCUGCGAAAGAAUACGGUGUGUGCUCUUUUUUGCGAUGUGACUCUGCAAGUGGGAAGUGCGGCUGGAUGGAGACCGCGCUGCGCCUCGAGGGGCUUUCCCUCUGAGCCCCAUCCAGGCGGUCCUCCAGGCUUCUCUCCCCGCGCUGUCUUCUCUACCAUCCUCCUUCCCCUCCCCCAGGAGCCCUGGUUGGACCUUUAAGUCCUGUGUUUUUGUCCCCCCAGGAGUGGUGACAGCAAGCCCAGCUUCUCCUGAACACUCAGCCCGCAGGCCCCAGCACUAGCAACUUUGGGAGGCUCUGACCUUGAAUCCCUGACAGACAGAGCACUUGUCUCCCACACUGGGACAGCCCAGAAACGGGGCUCCACGCUUGGCCCCAGAUCCAGCCAGCUCCAACCCAUGCUCUUCCCUGCCCUAGUGGCAGCACCAGCCCAGAUAUGCUGGCCCACUCUGGCCCAGUGUCCUCAGUACCAGGAGACCAGCGAGGACCAGGGGCCAGGCCUGGUAUUAGCAUCCUGAGAUCCUGGCCUCUGAGCAGCAGGCAGUCACCUCACUGGUAGUAUGGACAGAGGUGGGACCAGACAGCUGGGCUGCUGACCACUCCCUGAGAAUGUGGUCAGGGUGGAGCAGGGAUGCCAUGGGGCGGGGUGCCUAGACCGCUGCCCUGACCCCAACUCCUUUGGACAACCAGCCUCAGCCCCAGGCAGAAAUUCAGGCUCCCAGCACCUCCCCUCCACCAUCCUCCAGCCCCGGCCCCCGGUGCCCUGUUGCCGCUGUCCUCCCUGGACAUUUGGGUAGGACACACGGCACCCCGCAGGUCCCGGUGCACAGCCCGGGGGGUGUGGCAAUAGACGGGCAGGUGGGCAGGGCCUGCUUCCCGAGACCCAGAGUGUAGCUGGUUGGUCAGGCACUGACGGACCCAAGCCAAGCACCUCAGGUCCAGCCCUGCAGACUCAGGGACGUGGCUUCCUCUGCCUGCAGCUCCUGGAGUGAUCCCAAAGCUCUUGCUAAUACAUACCACGUGUUCUAGAUGCAGAGCCACAAAGCACUGGAUUGCGGCCCCACCCCUGUCCCCUGCCCAAGCGACUGAAACCUACUGAGCUGUAUUCACUGUGCUGUUCUGGGAGGGGAGAGGAGGACUUGCCCCGCACUGCUGCCAGGUGGGGGACAGGGAGCCCUUGCUGGGACUCUGGGACACAGCUGCUUAAGGCUCUCAGAGCCAGCCGGGUACCAGAAGCCAUGAAACUGUGUCUGUAGCAUCGAAUGAUACUGUGAUGAAGACCUUCUUGCAUUUUUCCGAGAAAAGCUCCUUUUUCCAUUCCAUUCUCUGUUUGUUUGUUUCCUCCUUUUCUGUCACUGGUCCAAAUUACCACUUGUGGGGGGGGGGAAUACAAUAAAUAAAGGCAGCUCGCGUUUCACACGUACAGUUCAGUCGGGAGCAGAGGUUGCUCUGCGCGUCCCCUGCGCGCCUCUCGCCCUUGCAGGUCUCCUCAGAGCGCGUGUGAUUGAGAGUGUGUGUGCGCGUACGUCCGCUCGGUAGUACACGUGUGUACGCAGGACCCAACCUGCCUGGCCAUCGCCAUUGCAUUCGAAUUUGGUUUAGUUCCUGUUUCGUUUCUUUUAGAACUGUAUAGGGCUGAAAGAGAAAUCAAAUGUAAAUGUCUGGUUUUCACAUAUUGUUUAAAAAACAAAACAAACAAACAAAAAAGAACACUGAGGAGGAGGUGGGUGCCGACCCCGCCCCUGUUACUGUAAAUCGCUCGUUGUGUUUAUGAGUGAACUGUGCAUGGCUCGUGUUUCGCGGUCAUUAUGGUGUCUGUUCGUGAAAUUUUUAUGACAAGGAAAAUUCCGUAGACGCACUUACUGAAUAUGUGAUUAGGGUCAGUGGCAAGACGAGAGCCCCGAACGGAAGCCCACGCCGAGGGCCUGUUCCUAACUGAUCAGAAACGGCUGUGGGAGAAGGAGAGAGACAGACGUGUAGGAAGUAAUCAAAAGAGCGAUUCUGCAAAAUUCAUUUUGAUGCUUGUGAUAAAGACAGAUGUACUUGUGUAGAGAAAUCCCUUUACGAACAAGCCUAGGAGAUGCUGAUUUGGAGGCUAAUGCUGUAGAAUAGGACUGUAUACCAAAUGUAAUCUUUCCGAUGCUACAAUGAAUUUAUA
Messenger RNA from Fukomys damarensis (Damara mole-rat), 8205 nucleotides. RefSeq names its product PR/SET domain 16 (gene Prdm16). The transcript is spliced from 17 exons. Gene Ontology annotation, cellular component: nucleus. Lineage: Eukaryota; Metazoa; Chordata; Mammalia; Rodentia; Bathyergidae. The coding region runs from base 166 to 3942 and encodes 1258 amino acids. Gene Ontology annotation, biological process: positive regulation of reciprocal meiotic recombination. Gene Ontology annotation, molecular function: histone H3K36 methyltransferase activity; recombination hotspot binding; protein binding. The record is from RefSeq and is a predicted model, not a curated record.